This is a messenger RNA of Triticum turgidum subsp. durum (durum wheat), 768 nucleotides long. The record is from the annotation of a GenBank genome assembly. NCBI's taxonomy places the organism in Eukaryota, Viridiplantae, Streptophyta, Magnoliopsida, Poales, Poaceae.
AUGGCGAAGGAGCCCCCCUUCUCCCUGCCCCCGGUGGUCUUCAACCCCUCCACACCGGCCCACCGCCGCCACCCUAUCCCCGGGCCCGGCGCCUCCCCGCCACCCGCCUUCGCGCCUCCCCGCCCCUCCACCUCCUCCGCCGCCAACCCCCUGCCCUUCAUGUCCUUCGACAUACCCGCUCAGUCCAACUCCACGCCGCCCAUCUUCACCGGGCCCAUCGGCGGCUCCAGCGCCUCCUUCGAAGACGAGCCGCCGCUGCUCGAGGAGCUCGGCAUCAACACGCGUCAGAUCUGGCGGAAGACGCUCUCCAUCCUCCACCCGCUCCGCUCCGCCGACCCGUCCCUCCACGCCGACGCCGAUCUCUCCGGCCCCUUCCUGUUCCUCCUAUCCUUCGGCCUCUUCCAGCUCCUGGCUGGGAAGUUCCACUUCGGGAUCGUCCUCGGGUGGGUCACCGUCGCCUCCCUCUUCCUCUACUUCGUCUUUUCCAUGCUCUCGGGCGGACGCCGUGGCGACCUUGACCUCUACAGGUGCGUCAGCCUGGUCGGAUACUGCAUGCUCCCCAUGGUCAUCUUCUCCGCCGUCUCCCUCUUCCUACCACGGGGCGGUGGACUCAUCUUCGGGAUGGGCAUGGGAUUCGUGCUGUGGUCUACCAGGGUCUGCACCAGGUUACUAGCAGAGCUUGCUUCCAGCGGCGAUGAGCAUAGGGGACUCAUUGCCUACGCGUGUUGGCUCGUCUACAUGCUCUUCUCUCUGCUCGUGAUCUUUUGA